Messenger RNA from Cyphellophora europaea CBS 101466, 678 nucleotides. RefSeq lists its product as uncharacterized. The record is from RefSeq and is a predicted model, not a curated record. Gene Ontology annotation, cellular component: nucleoplasm; cytoplasm; kinetochore. Gene Ontology annotation, biological process: mitotic spindle assembly checkpoint signaling. The coding region runs from base 1 to 678 and encodes 225 amino acids. The transcript has 2 exons. NCBI's taxonomy places the organism in Eukaryota, Fungi, Ascomycota, Eurotiomycetes, Chaetothyriales, Cyphellophoraceae.
AUGGCUGCAGACAAAAGAGAAAAGUCACAGGUGCACAAAGUUGCCCUGCAAGGUUCAGCAAAGACUGUUGCGGAAUUCUUCGAGUAUUCGAUCAACACCAUCCUCUUCCAGCGAGGCGUGUAUCCAGCCGAAGACUUCUCAGCGGUCAAGAAAUAUGGCCUCAACAUGCUGGUAUCGUCCGAUGACCAAGUCAAAGCAUACAUCAAGAAGAUCAUGUCGCAGUUAAAUAAAUGGAUGCGGCACGGCAAAAUUUCGAAGUUGGUUGUGGUCAUCACGAGCAAAGAGACAGGCGAGCAUAUAGAGCGAUGGCAGUUCGAUGUGCAAGUCUUCGACAAGCAUGCAAAGUCGAAGUCAUCGAGACGGACAGCGGACAAGGAGAACGCGGCUCCAGAAGAGGCGUUGAAGGACACCGAACCCGAGAAAACUGAAUCGCAGAUCCAAGAGGAGAUUCAAGCGAUAUUCAGACAAAUCACUGCCUCAGUGACCUUCCUCCCAGUUCUUGACGGAAAUUGUACCUUCAACGUAUUGGUGUAUGCGGACGCCGACUCAGACGUGCCGAUCGAAUGGGGUGAUAGCGAUGCAAAGGAGAUCAAGGAUGGAGAAAAGGUCCAACUCCGGAGCUUCAGCACGGCCAACCACAAAGUCGAUACCAUGGUCAGCUAUCGUCUUGCAGACUGA